Closterium sp. Naga37s-1 is the source of this 1116-nucleotide messenger RNA. The record is from the annotation of a GenBank genome assembly. Lineage: Eukaryota; Viridiplantae; Streptophyta; Zygnematophyceae; Desmidiales; Closteriaceae.
AUGACGAGAUUCAGAGUGCUGCUUGCGAUCGUGUUGGUGCUGGCAGUGGCGUCGCAUGCCUUCGCGCAGAACGGCAACGGCCAAGGGUCGACGAGCAACAACACGACCGGGUCUCAAGGCAGCAACAACCCCACGGGCGAUCCGUGCGUACCGGCGCAGGAAAUCGAGUGCACAACCAAGUGCAACUCGGGGAAUGUCGGCGUGUACUCGCGCUACUCACUCCCCGUGUUUCUGCAGAAUGCGACGUGUCCGCAGGAGUACAAUGACGCCGGCAUCCUGUGGAACGUGACCCGCGUGGCGCGGCCGUGUCCUUCGUCGCUCAACGACCCGCACUUCACGGGCGCGGAGGGUACAUCGUUCGACUUCAACGGGCUGCCCGACAAGAGCUUCUGCCUCGUCACGGACGCGCGAAUCCACGUGAACAUGCGCAUGCGCGGGUACUACGACGACCGCACGGUCGGCGCGUCGAUCCUGAAGGGCGGCAAGGCGGUGCGCACGUGGAUCAAGGAGCUGGGCAUUCUGUGGAUCGACGCGGCGGGCGUGAAGCACUCGUUCCGCAUGGCUGCGCGCGACGGCAAGGAGAUGGCGCGCGGCGCGGGGUACAUGGGAGCGAUGGAGUUCGACGGCAAGGCGCUGCCGCUGCUCUCCGUGGGCAGCAAGUACGCGCUGCCCGGCGGGCUGACGCUGGCGUUCACGGGGUACGAGAAGCAGGGCGGCGGGUUCUUCGACGUGGACGCGUACUCGCUGGAGGUGGACGGGCUGAUCAAGCUGGACGUGAAGCUGCGGCCCGCGCACCCGCUGCUGCAGACGGAGGCGGACGCGCAGACGCACAUCAACCUGCACUUCGCGAGCGUGGAGCGCACCCCCGCCAUGCACGGCAUCAUGGGGCAGACGUACCGCGAGGGCCGGCGGAAACGCGCGUUGGAGUACACGUCGCUGUCGGUGCUGCUGCGGCGGUCGUUCGCGGCGGACGGCGUGGAGGGCCGAGGGUACCUGGACGGCGAGGUGAAGGACUACCGCACGUCCAGCGUCAUGUCCGCCGACUGCCUCUACACGGCGUUCGACGGCCACACGCUACCACCCAUCAACGAGGCCAACGGCGUGCUACUGGCGUAA